GUCAGGCCGAUACUCGCCGGUACAGCUCGUCUCGCCAGUCUCGCCGUUCCACAUGCUCGCCUCACCUCGUGCUUCACCUGCCUCGCCCUGAAUCCCCAUCUUCCACCUUUCACCUUUCACCUUCCACCUUCCACCUUCCGUCUACCAUCCUCCAUCCUCCAUCUUCCAUCUUCCAUCUUCCAUCUUCCAUCCUCCAUCUUUACCUUUUCUCAGGUCCUACGCCUACUCACCUGGCUGUGGCGGUGACUACGACUUCUUGUGUGCGGUAA
Messenger RNA from Protopolystoma xenopodis, 269 nucleotides. The record is from the annotation of a GenBank genome assembly. NCBI's taxonomy places the organism in Eukaryota, Metazoa, Platyhelminthes, Monogenea, Polystomatidea, Polystomatidae.